Limulus polyphemus (Atlantic horseshoe crab) is the source of this 4390-nucleotide messenger RNA. RefSeq lists its product as uncharacterized. Gene Ontology annotation, molecular function: poly(A)-specific ribonuclease activity. NCBI's taxonomy places the organism in Eukaryota, Metazoa, Arthropoda, Merostomata, Xiphosura, Limulidae. The transcript has 8 exons. Gene Ontology annotation, cellular component: cytoplasm; nucleus; CCR4-NOT complex. The record is from RefSeq and is a predicted model, not a curated record. Gene Ontology annotation, biological process: nuclear-transcribed mRNA poly(A) tail shortening. Bases 342 to 2810 code for a protein of 822 amino acids.
CGUGACACAAGAACUAAGAUCACUGUAGCGAUAGGUCUGUUCUCAACGACUAGUGUUGGAAAUGAAGUACUUGUAGUGUUUACUAACAUUCGCCUGACACCAUUAUAAUGUUGCAGUAUGUAUGCCUUGCUAACAUAGGAAUCAAACUGAGGUAGGGUUUUGUAUGCGCACAAACGUUCGUAGGGCUUAUGUUUAUACAGCAGGUAUUUUCGUUAAAGUUGAAGGGUUAAAACUACAUUAGAACUAAAUUUUCUUGAACAUAUAUUUCAUCAGUAUAAAUACUAAAGGAAAGACAGACAACGUAAAUAGUCUGUACAGAGCAUGAGAAUAGUUAAACAGUCAUGAGUCCUCAACCACCUUUAUCCCUUGACCUUCAGCAAUAUAUAGGAACCAACCUUAUUUCACACCAUCUUCGAGAAAAUAAGAAAGGACGGAAGAAUGAAAAAAUAGACUUCAAAAACAAUUGCCGGACACGAAGAAAUUCUGGUGGCAUUAUUGUACCAGUCUGUAAUUGUUGUGGAGGAGUUCAGAUCCAAAAAUCCAGCAACUUUACAGAAUUUCAGAAUUAUGCAUGGACUGGCGUGCCACUGAUCAGCAUGGCCAAGGGACGCCCAAGACAACCACAGUACAGUAAUAACACCAGAUCCCAGACUUGGCCUAACUUUUCAGAUUAUGAAUACAGUAAAAAAUCUAAAGUGGGUGGAAGUGUACCUCCUAAAUACUACGGUAAAGCUAAGUAUAACAUAGAGGUUACUGAAAAUGAAUUGUCGUCUAUGUCGAAGCUGGCACUUCACACUCAGGGUUCUCCCUUGGUUGUUUCUAGAGAAGACAUUAUAACCAAAGAAGACCCGAACUUAACAACAAAAACACUGAAGGGAAGAAGCUUAUACGUGGGAAGUGAACUCUACCUCCAUCCACAACACCUCUGGAUCAAGAACGACGCUGCUGCGUUGACUAGAAUAGGUGAAGCUUGUUCUGAUAGUAUUCGGUUUGAGUUAAGACCGACACCAGUAUUGGAUGAAACUGACUCUGUCAGCGGGGAAUCAGAUAUGAAAUCGGAACCUGAUUUAAACGAAUCCAGUGCAUUUCAACAAAGCGACAAUGUGAGUAUUACUUCCGAUUCUUCUGGUUCCUCCGAUUAUAGUCUUCCAAGAAUUAUAAAGCCAAGAAAGCGCAGGAAACGAGACCGUAAAAUAAACGAAUUCAAAGGUCAAAAUAUAGGCGUAAUCUUAACACUAAAGCCGUACCAACCACUCUGUUUUCCUUACGCUGAUAGGUUGAAGAAAACUAAGAAAAUUUCUUCCUGCAACAGUACUUCUAGCAGUCUUGUUUAUUCGGCAGGAUCAGAACAUAGACUGGAAAGUAUCUUUGGAUCACUAACGAUGACCGAGCCUUCACUUUACCCAUACCCUCCAUCUUCAUUAUGUUCUUGUAGACGUUGCAUCACUCAAUCCACCUUUCUUUCUUCUCCUCUCCAUUCAUUUGAAAACCUUAAUGAAAUCACGAAAGAAUCUCUCCAAGAGUCGGUAUGCGAAGUGUCCACUCGCAUUGUUACCUCACCAUGUGGAAGUCGAGAUCUAGAGAUAAAAUUCAUUACAAGCGACCAGAAAAAAGAUCCAGGUUACCAGUUGAAAAAAGAAGCUACAACACACUCAACUCCAAAGUCUGAUGCCUCACUACCUUCUAGGCCAUGGAUGACGCCAUAUAAAGCAGUGACUACAGACGACGUCCCAAAAUGUAGUUUCACUGUAAUGUCCUACAAUAUCUUGUGUCCGAAGUACGCGUCUCAGCAAAUUUACAGCUACUGUCCGCCCUGGGCGCUGGACUGGGAGUACAGACGUAAAGCCAUCAUGGACGACAUACGGCAUUUCUCUGCCGACAUCAUCACCUUACAGGAAGUAGAGACUGGUCAAUUCUACGGGUUCUUCUUACCCGAACUAAGAAGAGAUGGAUAUGAAGGAGUUUUUUCCCCCAAGUCCAGAGCCAAGAUAGUUUUUGACAACGAAAGAAAACGCGUGGAUGGUUGUGCUAUAUUCUUUCGAACAAACAAAUUUUCUCUAAUAAAAGAAACUUUAGUGGAAUUCAACCAGGUUGCUCUGGCAACAGCAGAAGGCUCCGAUGAUAUGCUCAACAGGGUUCAAACAAAAGAUAACAUUGGAUUGGUUGUUCUACUCCAACCAAAAGCAGGGCCAAUAUCAAAUUGUGACACCGACCACUCCCACCUUCACCAACCACUCUUGGUCUGUACUACCCACAUGCAUUGGGAUCCAGAAUACUCUGAUGUAAAACUUAUCCAGACCAUGAUGCUAAUGCACGAGCUGAGACGGAUUGCCCAAGAUGCCACUCUAAGCAACCAUAACAGUGAGCAAGCAUCAGAUGUCAACACAAUUCCUUUGUUAUUAUGUGGUGAUUUCAACUCCCUUCCGACUUCUGGAGUGGUUGAGUUCCUGACCACGGGGAAAGUUUCUGCCGACCACAGCGAUUUCAAGGGAUUUGGCUACAAAGACUGUCUCCAGAAGUUGAGUACUUCUAGGCUUUUGAGUGAAUACUCUCAUCCCUUCCGAAUUUCUCCAGCCUACAAAUAUGGCGAUAUGCACUUCACCAAUUUCACGAAUGAUUUUAAAGGUGUUAUCGACUAUAUAUUUUAUCCUGACCAAUACAUGCGCAUCGUUGGAUUGCUUGGACCACUUGAUGACCAGUUGUUGAGGGAGAACAACGUAGUUGGUUUUCCACAUCCUCUCAUACCAUCUGACCAUUUGCCUUUGCUUGUUGAACUUGAAAUGGCGUGCAGUCCUAAGAAAUUUAAUUGAAACCAUUCUUUUAAAAUGUGAAAACUCAUGAGAACAUCUACUAACAAAGCUGAAAAUAAUGUAGGUAGAAAGUCUAACAGGGUGUCCUGAAAUUAUGUUACCAAAAUUGUUUACUUGUGUUGCUGAGGCAGUAACUUUAAACCUGUGCAACAGUGUCGACUAGAAAUCCAUUUGACCAACUAAGGUACAUUGUAGCAUGCACGGAAUAGUCUUGACAGUGCGAGACAGGCCCUACCGGAGUUUCAUUACAUUCAGAAAUAAACGUUAAUAAAAUUAUUAACGUAAUUUCAGGUACCCUGUAGAAACAGCGUUAACCAUGUUAAAGCUAGAUAGUUAUAGUUUAAAUUGGAUUACCUAAAAUAAUAUUCAAACAUUCACAACCGUUAAAACGCACACAAUAAUUAAUGCAUUGGAAGUAAAUUCAUAUUAAGACAUCAGUUUGUAGCAAGCAUAAUAAAAAAAAUUCGUAUUUUAGCAAAUAUUGAGCUCAUAUUAUUGUAUUGUUAUUAGUUUUGUUAUCGUUGGAUCAUUAGCGCUACGAUUAACAAACUUCCAAAUAAAUCUGAUAUACAAACAACACCAACAUAACAGUGUUACGUAUAUUGGAGGUAUAGGUCGUACUUUUGUGAUUAAUACCAGUUCAGUGAUCCAUUCGGCACUUUGAACAUUUAAAAAGAACGGAUGUCAAAAUUAUCUUUUGAUUUCAGAAAUAACUUUUUUUCGUUCUUUGUUUUUUUUCAGUUUACAGCAUGAUGAUGUGUUUUCACAAAGCACGCAAAACCAGUAUUAUUCGAUGACGUUAUGAACACGUAUCUAGAAUCAAGACUUGGCUUCGUUUAAAUUAAAGAUGAGAUAAGACAAUUUUCUGCGCGUAAUAUAUAUUAAAUAAGGGCUUUGGUUCUGUUAUUUGGGUUAGCACUGGUAUAAUGAUUUUGGGUAGAUAGUGGGUUUUAGGGCCGAAAUGGAAAGGAUUUUUAUUCUUAUUUUUAUAGGUGACAGUAAGUCAUAUAAUCGUUGUUAUAGGGGAUGAUUAAUAAAUUACUUUUUUUUUCUUUGAGCAAUCCUGAGUUUCUGUGUCCAGCUUGUAUUUUUUGUUUUUUAAAUAAAAACGCCCUUCAAUUUAUAAUUCCUUCGUUAUAGCAAUAAAGAAAAGAUUUUAUAAAUAAGACAAAUAAUUAUAAUUGAAAUAAAAACGUAACUUUAAUUAAUAAUAUGAAAAUUUUGAUUACCUUUGUGCUUUUAUGUAAUACUGAUUUUGUCAUCCUGUAUCGCGUACUUUUCUUUCAAUUUUAGUGUCAGUAAACACAGGAUUUGUAAGUUAACUUAAAUUAUUACAGGUGUAUUCAAUUGGCUUUUCCACUUUCUUCUGUAACUAUACAUAAGUCAUUGUUUUGUUUUGUUUUAUAAACAGAUAAAACAGCCUUAGGGUUCAUGUAAUUUAAAGUAUAAAUGCUACGUUAUAUACUUUCUAGUUCUUCAAGUGACUAUAGCGAAUACUGCUUCGUGAAAAAAAAAAGUACAAUCAAUAUACAAACUUAAGAAAGUUCAUGUUUGUGCAUGUUUCUUAUUGUUAAAUUUUA